Molecule: messenger RNA, 1048 nt
Organism: Otolemur garnettii (small-eared galago)
Lineage: Eukaryota; Metazoa; Chordata; Mammalia; Primates; Galagidae
Gene: LRRC38
Product: leucine rich repeat containing 38
Exons: 2
Coding region: 149-1048 (299 amino acids)
Cellular component (GO): voltage-gated potassium channel complex
Molecular function (GO): voltage-gated potassium channel activity; potassium channel activator activity; transmembrane transporter binding
Source: RefSeq, a predicted model, not a curated record
CCCGCGCGCCCAGGCGCACGCCCUCCUCGCCUGGGCCGCCCUCCGACUCUCCGCGCCCGGCAGCCGGGGCCCCGGCGCGCUGCCCCGCGCGUGGGCUCACUCCGAGAGCCGCGUGGGUAUCGCAGCGGCCCGCGGGGGCCCCUCGGCCAUGCGCCCCCGCGCCGCCCCCCGCGCCCUAGCCUGCGCGGCUCUCCGGCUCCGUAGCCUCCUGCUGCUGCUGCCGGUGCUCGCGCCCGGGCACGCGUGCCCCGCGGGCUGCGCCUGCACCGACCCACACACCGUGGACUGCCGCGACCGUGGGCUGCCCCGCGUGCCCGACCUCUUUCCCCUGGACGUGCGCAAGCUGCUGGUGGCGGGCAACCGCAUCCAGCAGAUCCCCGAGGACUUCUUCAUCUUCUACGGCGACCUGGUGUACUUAGACUUCAGGAACAACUCACUGCGCUCGCUGGAGAAGGGCACGUUCAGCGGCUCGGCCAAGCUGGCGUUCCUCGAUCUCAGCUACAACAACCUGACCCAGCUGGGCGCUGGUGCCUUCCGCUCGGCCGGGAGGCUGGUCAAGCUGAGCCUGGCCAACAACAACCUGGUGGGCGUGCACGAGGCCGCCUUCGAGACCCUGGAGUCGCUGCAGGUGCUGGAACUCAACAAUAACAACCUGCACAGCCUCAGCGUGGCCGCCCUGGACGCACUGCCCGCGCUGCGCACCCUGCGUCUGGACGGGAACCCCUGGCUCUGCGACUGCGAGUUCGCCCACCUCUUCUCCUGGAUGCAGGAAAACGCGCCCAAACUGCCCAGAGGCCUUGACGGGAUCCAGUGCUCUCUGCCCAUGGAGAACAGGAGGAUACCCCUGCAGGAGCUGUCGGAGGCCAGCUUCAGCGAGUGCAAGUUCAGCCUGUCGCUCACAGACCUGUUCAUCAUCGUCUUCUCGGGCGUGGCCGUGUCCAUCGCUGCCAUCAUCUCCAGCUUCUUCCUGGCCACCGUGGUACAGUGCUUCCAGCGGUGUGCCCCCAACAAGGACACAGAGGACGAGGACGAGGAUGAGGACGACUGA